UUAGCACAAGAAAAGAAUGCUUGAUAACUUUGUUUCAAGAUCCAAAACCAAGCCUUACAUGCAAAGAUACCUUAACUUAGUCCUUUAAAUUCCUUCAAAAGCAGCACAGCUUUUAUACCUGACAAAGAAGCUUCCUUUUUUGUUGUGCUUCUUCAAAAUAAAGUUUCACUUUUUUAUCUGGUCUUUGAUUGAAAGAGCUUCAAAAUAAGGUUUCGUUACAAAGAAAGAUGGAUAUGCUAAAGCAAAUGAGGGUGAGAUUCUCCGGUAUAGGAGAAGAAGAGAAAGGAGGCAGCAGUAGCAACACAAGAGAUAAAACAAUACCACCUCAGAAAACUCAAUCCUUUAAAGACACAAAAAGAACACCUAGCUGGUUGUACAGACAAUUUAUAAGAACAAUGAGUCGUGAUUAUGAUUCAAGCGAUGUCGAAUAUCCAGCUGCGGUGGCUGCAGCUGCAUUUGCUGUAAAAUCAGUCGAAGACAAGAGUGGAUAUUAUGACCACAGAAGGACACAUAGUGGAGGAGCUGAUAAACCUGCGACUAAGAUCAAAGGUAAACCACAGGAUAUUGCUAAGAGACCUGAAAAGUUUUCGGAUGAAGGUUCAAAACUUCCUGAUAAAAGUUUGCCAGUAAGGUCAGCAACAAUCAAUCCAGAGCCAGUUAAAUCCGUUCCAUCUAUUAAGAAGACACCAACUUUUGGAGAUAACAAACCUGGAAGUGAAGUUGCUGAACAGGCCAAAAGAGUUCCAUCCAUGAAGAAAACACUCACAUUAUCAGACCAAAGCACUGAUAUUAGAGCUCCUAAAACCCCUGAGGUUCCUGUUUCCGAUCCUGCUCUUAAGCCAACUAGACCAUCUUCAUCUCAAACUAGACAAUCUUCAUCUCAACCUGGAAGUGGAAAUUCUAAGGCAGAUAUUUGGGAGAAAGAAAAGAUGGAGAAGAUCAGAGAAAGGUACAAGAAGCUCAUAAAAGAAAUAGUGGAAUGGGAGACUAAGAAGAAGCAAAAGGCAAGGCGUAAAUUGGACAGAAUUGAGGCUAAAUUACGAUCAAAUAAGAGUAUGAAAUUACAGGCUGAAUUAGACAGACGUCGGGCAAAAGCCAUGACACAUUUCAACAAUGAAGUCGGAAGGAUUGAAAGCAUUGCAGGAGGAGCCAGAGAACAAGCAGAUCAACAUCGAAUAAACAAAGAGCUUAAGGUUAUAGAGAAGGCAAAUAAGAUCAGAUCAACUGGGAAAAUGCCAUCAACAUGUUCAUGCUUUUAAAUAGUACCAUUCAUUAAGAAAACUGUAAAAAUUGUGAAAAUCCAACUUUUACUACAUUUGUUGGAGAAACAUGUAAAUAUACUGAGUACAAUAUUUGCCGUAUAUAAGCUUCAUAUGAUUAUCACAAAUCAGUAUUGAUGUCAAGUUGUAAUCCAUCAAAGGAGAACAAAUCUAUCUGAAUACAGUUAUACAGUCA
Lycium barbarum (goji berry) is the source of this 1455-nucleotide messenger RNA. RefSeq lists its product as uncharacterized. Bases 228 to 1259 code for a protein of 343 amino acids. Lineage: Eukaryota; Viridiplantae; Streptophyta; Magnoliopsida; Solanales; Solanaceae. The record is from RefSeq and is a predicted model, not a curated record. The transcript is spliced from 6 exons.